Molecule: messenger RNA, 2767 nt
Organism: Pyricularia oryzae 70-15
Lineage: Eukaryota; Fungi; Ascomycota; Sordariomycetes; Magnaporthales; Pyriculariaceae
Product: nucleolar complex-associated protein 3
Exons: 1
Coding region: 133-2154 (673 amino acids)
Biological process (GO): DNA replication initiation
Cellular component (GO): nucleolus
Molecular function (GO): chromatin binding
Source: RefSeq, a predicted model, not a curated record
GCGACAGGAAGAAAAAAACACGGCGACCAGAGCAAAACUGCACUUGGCCUCACAGAUAUUUAAAAAUACUGGUUGCAAAGAACAGUCCCUCAAUUCCAGGACAGACAGUUAUAAAUUGACAGGCAGCUGGUCAUGGCAUCCAGGGCAGUUAAGAGGCGAAAGAUCACGCCGCCUCCAGCAGACGGUGAGGCUGAUGGUUCCAAGAAGGCGAGCAGCACCGCCUUCUUCAACAAGCACGCCGCCAGCUGGAAUCUGGAGCAAGAUUACGAAUCCAGGCCGCGCAAAGGAAAAAAGAAGGACAAGGAGAGCACCCGCCUGCCCAUCAAGACAGCAGAUGGUCUCAUUCAACAUAGCCAGGUGCCGGCCGCCGAUGCGGCGAGCGACGAGGAAUGGCUUGACAAUGGCAGUGAGGCUGGCGCCCAGUCUGAGGAUGCUCCUGCUGAGGCUGUCGCCGCCAAAGUCCCGGCGAAACCGCAGGUGCCGGAACGUGAGCAAAUAUUAUGGGCCAAGGAGGAGCUGGCCAAACUUGCUUCCGCUCUGAGCGAAGAACCUGAGGAGAACCCAGGGGCUUUCAAGGCUCUAGCACAGCUCGGACAGACCAACAUUGUUGCCAUCAAGAAACUUUGUUUGGUCACGCAAAUGACUAUUUACAAGGAUGUUAUUCCAGGCUACCGCAUCCGACCGGCGGAGCAGGACAUGGAGAAGGAGAAGCUUUCCAAGGAAGUCCGAAGGGUUAGGAUGUAUGAGCAAUCGCUUGUCUCUGGGUACCACUCCUACAUCAAAGAACUCGCAGCCCUUGCCAAGGCAAAAGACCCGGGGACUGCAAAGUACGCCAGCAUCGCCAUAACAUGUGCGUGUUCGCUACUCACAUCGGUCCCACACUUCAACUUUCGCACCGACCUUAUCAAGAUUUUGGUCACUAAGCUGAGCACCAGAAAGGUGGAUGACUCGUACAACAAAUGUCUACGAGCUCUUGAGAGACUAUUCCGGGAUGAUGAAGAGGGAAGACCGGCCAUGGAGGCGGUUGCUCUCCUCUCCAAGAUGAUGAAGGCGCGAAACUACCGCAUCGAUGAGUCCGCACUCAACUUAUUCCUUCACCUACGUCUUCUGUCUGAAUUCUCUGGCAAGGCAUCCCAGGACCAUGUCGACCGACCAGUCGAGGAGGGCAAGAAACCAAAGGCCAAGAGGGAAUUCCGCACAAAACGGGAACGGAAGCUCUUGAAGGAACAAAAGGCGGUUGAAAAGGAUAUGGCGCAUGCCGAUGCAUUGGUGAGCCAUGAGGAACGGGAUCGGAUGCAGUCGGAGACUCUGAAACUAGUGUUUGCCACUUACUUCCGAAUCUUAAAGCUCAGACUGCCGCAUCUGAUGGGAGCUGUACUCGAAGGGCUAGCCAAGUAUGCACACCUGAUCAACCAAGAUUUCUUCGGAGACCUUUUGGAGGCGCUCAAGGACCUUAUUCAGCAGACAGAUGAAGAUGCAAGCUGGGAUACCGCUGAGGGCGACACGGCCACAGAAGACGGCGCCGAUGAGGUGGAGGCCCGCAACACUAGCCGCGAGUCCCUUCUCUGUAUAGUCACUGCUUUCGCACUGCUAGCGGGACAGGACGCACACAACAGUCGAUCUCAGCUCCACCUGGACCUUUCCUACUUCACGACGCGUCUAUUCAAGGGCCUGACCGAUCUCUCGGUGAACCCAGACCUGGAGCUGGGCGCCGGGUCUCUGCACCUUCCCGAUCCCGACAGACCCAGCGUGACCAAGUCAAACAAAGUGAACCUACAGACCACGACGGUGCUGCUGAUCAGGUGCCUGACGGGCGUCCUGCUACCGCCGUGGAACAUACGCUCUGUGCCUCCCUUGCGCCUCGCAGCAUUCACAAAGCAGCUCAUGACCGCAUCGCUACAGGUGCCAGAGAAGUCUUGCCAGGCCAUACUGGCCCUGCUUCACGACGUCUCGCACACUCACGGGAAGAAGAUUGCGGCGCUGUGGAGCACCGAGGAGCGCAAGGGUGACGGAAACUUCAACCCCCUCAGCGAGACCGUCGAAGGGAGCAAUCCCUUUGCUACCACCGUUUGGGAAGGGGAGCUUUUGAGGAGACAUUACUGUCCCAAGGUGCGCGAGGGUGCAAAACUGUUGGAGAAGAGUCUGGCUAUGUAGAUGGAGAAGGGAAUAGAAGAAAAAAAGUGGAUAUUUGCAGAGUCUAGUCAAAUUCCCUCGAGUGACGUGACAUUUGAUAGAAAACUUGACGGACGAAAGCUUAUGUUCACAGCCCCCUGACACCCCUGGAUCAUCUCGUCUCCCUGGGUCUUGCGUCCCUGGACUUAAGUACAACAGGGAAUUUACCAUUAUUUGCCCACCUAUAAAGUCCAGUUGCUUGUGUGGAAGCCCCGUGGCAAGUGGCGAAGACUGAUGUAAGUCGCACACUCAAUCCAAAAUCAUGCUUUGGGUACCAUCUGAUGAAGUGGUAAGGAUAAGCUGGGGAGAAAUCUUCUUCCACCCACAUAGUGUUCUUUGGAAUCAUCGGACAGUCAGAUUUUGGAAUGUUUCUAACAUAGACUGUUGGGAUUUCCUAAAGACAAUUCACGCUCCCGUAAAGGUAUUAACAUGUCCCGAAUAAACCACACAACAUCUUCGCUUUCCCACCAGGCAAUGAUAGAAGAUAUGACAGCUGCAAAACAGGUGAGUUGAGUAAUGUAGAAAAAAACAAGAUACCCCUUGCGACUUGCAUCCCUCAUCCAACUCCGAAGACAACAUUAAUGACAGGUAGAAG